AUGUCAGAGACCCUUUCUGAGUCAGCACAAAGCAUAUCUGUUGAUCUUUCCCUUGAUAGCUUACAAAAAUUGAAAGAUUUAUGUGAGACAACUGCAUUUACUAAACCCCCAUUCCGAACACAAUGUUCACGCCCUUCUAAAUCAAACAAUAGUUUUUCACUCAACAUCAGUGAUUUGGCCAACAAAAGUUCUCUUUCUGUAUGUCCUGCUCCAUCUACGACCAAUUGUAUUAACCGACGUAUGGAUGUGAUGCGAACAAUGGAUAAGUUUCCUCCAUUAUGUAUGUCUCGAGAGUCAUCAUCCAAGGAAAUUAUCAUUGAAAAAAGAGCUGAAAAAGAAGAUAUGGAGCCACAAUUGGCGAAUGACAAUAAUUCCAUAAAAGGACGACCACGAAAAAGGCCAACAUCUACUUCACCACAGGGAGCGAUUCGCUUAUACAAAAAUCAUAGUUUGAAUGUUCCCUAUGAUGUAAGCCCUGAGAAACAUCGGUUGAAUGUGCUGCGUCUCAAGAAAGCUUUGAACCGUACUCAAGCUGCUGAAUUAAGAUUUUCCUAUAUAGCAGAACAUGUUUUAAAGUCUUUGAGUGAGUACGGCUGGUCUGUGGUUGAUAACUUUCUCGGAGCUGAUCAUUGUCGCAACGUGAACAAUGAAAUUCAAGUACUUGAAUCACGAGGCUUAUUUUCUGCUGGUCAGUUAGUUGAAGCAAAAAAUAUGGAUGAACAGCAUGUUAAAGAUAUAAGAUCGGAUAAAACGUAUUGGUUCUCGGGUUCCGAUCAACGUUCAGCAGAUGCUAGUACUGUUAGAAUGUUAAUUAAUUACUUAGAUAGUCUUGUUAACAAGUUUUCUGAUCGUUUACUCGGGCAAACCAUAUUUGGAAGGUCUAAGGCUAUGUUAGCCAUUUACCCUGGUUACGGGUCCCGCUAUGUGAAGCAUGUCGAUAAUCCAGCUAAGGAUGGUAGGAGAAUAACCGUUAUAUAUUAUUGUAACCCAGGCUGGGACUCAAAGGAUGGUGGAGUACUUAGACUGUAUCCUGAUUCAUCAAACACUCCUUUUGAUAUUGAGCCAAGAGCUGAUCGUUUAUUGUUUUUCUGGUCUGAUAAUAGAAUUCCUCAUGAAGUAAUGCCCGUUUAUAAGGACAGAUAUGCUAUUACUGUAUGGUAUAUGGACCGAUCUGAAAGAGAAGAAUACUUCAAACGGUCAAAGAUGAGUACUGGUUCUACUCCCUCAUCAGCGUCAUCAACAUCAGCAGAGGAUAUCCCAAGGAACCCAAGCGAACCGAGAGACCAAAGAUUUAGAAACGGAAAUGUAUGUAAUCAACUUCCGCAUGCUCAAGGUCCUAUGCCUGUUGGUGUUGUAAAUUCGAAUCCCCCCGAAAUCAUAUCAAAUUCAACAAAUGGAAAUGGAAAUCUUAAAACUAGUACUCCUUCAAUCAGCCAGCAUGACAAGCAAUUCAACUUCAGCCUGACUUCCCUACCUCUUAUUCCUAGACAGAAGGAGUCCCCAGAAGAAACGGAAAAGCCACCAACGUCGCCCGCUGAAUCAUCUGAUCUCACACCUGAAUACCUCAUUUAG
This is a messenger RNA of Auanema sp. JU1783, 1572 nucleotides long. Lineage: Eukaryota; Metazoa; Nematoda; Chromadorea; Rhabditida; Rhabditidae. The record is from the annotation of a GenBank genome assembly.